UCUAAAAAUGUAAAUUAAUACAUUUUGUAGUAACUGUGUACGAAGCUAAAAGAUUUCCCACCCCUGUUUUCUUCUGAUUUGAAUAUCAAAACAGAAGCUCCCACAAGCCCGCAUAUAAUAUACUCCCAAUCGCACCUUGUACUUUCUGCUUGCUGCCACAGUUCCAGACCCAAAGCAGCAGACAGAGAACUUAUAUUACAUUCGUAUCGUGGCACUUGUCAUCGUUAUUAUACUGUCGUUGUCGUUCGUUUCGCUUUCUGGUGCGCUCUAUUCUACUAUAGCAGCGGUUGAUUUUAAUUCUCUCUCUAUUCAAGCUUGAAUAAACUUCACUUACUUGAGAUCACUAUACGAAUAAUAAAACCUAAACUUCUACACAGACAUCCAAAGUGACACAAAUUUAUACUAUUAAAGAUUCGAGAUUUCAACGAGACAGUAUAGCUUGCGACUUAAGCUUUGUGAAGAAUUUUCCUCUCUCUCCCAAUUUACAAUAAUAAUAAUAAUUAUAUAUUCAUUAAAGUGUGUAGACUUUGACAAGGUUCAAUUAAAUGCUACCAAGAGUGAGACAGCCAGUUAACUUCAUCCAGCUGGACAAGUUAGGCAUACAACUACCAGUCGGCUUGCCUUAAUUAAGCCUCUUUAGCCUUUCCAGCUGUGUGCAUAAUCAUUAAAAAAAUCAAGACUCAAAAAACGUAACGCAAAAACAAGAAAAUCUGACAAUAUGUAAUAUGUGAAAAAAAAGUGGAGACAAAAAAAAACUAUACCUUAACAAGUUUUUGUUUUUGUAACUUUUGAUAUAACCAAACCUUUUUUAAUGAAGUUUAAAAACCCUCUCGGGUUAAUUUAAUGGCGCAUGCGCGUGAUAAUAAGUCUCAACUCUCAACUUGAAUUGAAUAAUCAUAAGAAGAAAAACGAAAAAAUUAACUUCACUUCUCAAUUAUAAUGUCCGCAAAUAGUGAUCUUCCAAGUAAACAAUUAACAACGCACCAGUUGUGUAUCUGUUUCUGUUUCUUUCUCUGGCAGCGAUACUUAUAUGACGAUCAAGGUGUAAGAAGAGGAACGCCGCGUGAAAAAGCUUUCGUUUGAGAGUCUCUACCUACCUACUUACACAUUGAUAAAUACUUUUGUACUUGACUUAAUUUACUUCUCUCCACCGAGUCUCCACAAAACUUGUUGGCCCGCAAAACGAUCGUUGCUGUUGCUUUUUUCACACACAAAUACACAGCCAUUGUGUUGAAUAACAGUAAGCAAAACAAACAAAAACUUGAUCUUGAAAAAAGAAAAAAGAAAGAUAUUUACAAACCAAAGAAAACUCUCAGAAAAGUCGGUAACACUGUUGGCGGCCUCUUGACUUCACUUUUGGAGACUUUUUUUGUGAUUGUGCGAUUUUGUGAUAAGAAGAGUGACCCUCGUAGAAAGUGUCAAGUCAAUUUUAAUAAAAACAAAAAACAAAAUGAACAUGGAACGAUCGCGAAGCUACCACGACGUUAUCAGUGAUUCCCGUGAUGGCAGUACCCCAAACAACUCUGGCUGUACUCCCCUCACAAUCGAUAUCAUGGACAGCACUCAUUGUGCGAGUGAUCACAACAUCAGCUGCUGCAGCUUGCCAAACUUUAUGCCCAUCAGUCCGAUUGUAAAGUGUGGCCCAACUGUUAGACAGAUUCCAAGCCCUCGAACUCGUCGUAAAGGUUUUCUAAUUCGUGACAGUUCGGUACACUCGGACUCUAGCCAUUACUCAAGUGUUGAUAGUCUGCUGGAGUCAAGAAAACCCGAUCCUGAAGCGAUCCUCAUUAAUUUGGGUUUUGGACCUGUGGAAUCGGAGGACAUUUUGUCGCGCAUACCAAAGAGGUUUCUAAAGCCGUCGCAAGUUCGAGGUGUCGAUACAGAGGCGUUUGUUAAACGACUUCAAUUGGCAAGCCAUUUGCAUGAGAAUAGUGUCCUAGGUUAUCGUGGGUUAACAGGUAAUCCAGAUAUUCCGCCAUCGAGUAUUGUUGCCAAGAUAAUGCAGCGUUUUGAAGUGAAUGAGCGUAAGAAAUCUCUAGGCUCAAUAGAUCCUCAAUUUUGAAGAUGUCUAUGUCUGAUAUUAUCUUUUAAAUGUUACUUAAAUAAUAUAAUUAUUUUUUCUUAAUUUUUUGUUUUUAAUUAAUUUAUAUAUGUAUCAAUCUUGUCUUAUAUUGUCUUAUAAUUAUUAUUGUAAAAAAAAAGCUGAAAGUGUAUGUACUUAGGGAUUUAUUGUUUUUUUAUUUCCUUUUGUUUUAUAUAAUUGAUAAUAAUUGUAUUUUGAUUGUUUUUAUCAGCUAAGUGACUUAUUAAAAUAUUUUUCUAGUACUUAAAAAAAAA
Episyrphus balteatus (marmalade hoverfly) is the source of this 2337-nucleotide messenger RNA. RefSeq lists its product as uncharacterized. The record is from RefSeq and is a predicted model, not a curated record. Bases 1451 to 2062 code for a protein of 203 amino acids. Gene Ontology annotation, molecular function: signaling receptor binding. Lineage: Eukaryota; Metazoa; Arthropoda; Insecta; Diptera; Syrphidae. The transcript has a single exon.